Messenger RNA from Didymodactylos carnosus, 2913 nucleotides. Lineage: Eukaryota; Metazoa; Rotifera; Eurotatoria; Philodinida; Philodinidae. The record is from the annotation of a GenBank genome assembly.
AUGCCAGUCAUAAGUAACAGUUCGAAUCUGGAAAACGUUAUCAUGGUCUGGCUUGAUGAGAAACUCGACAAGACAGACGAUAAUCAUAAACUCAACGCGGACUUGCAGAGCAUCUUUGAAUCGGUAGAAACAUUUAAUAAUAUGAAUGAAUGUAUCAGUUUUAUAGCCAAUGUCAAAGAUGAGAGAAUAUUUCUGGUCGUUUCGGAUUCAUUGGGUCAACAAAUCCUUCCUCUAAUUUAUCAACUAGCACAAUUGGAAUCGAUAUACGUUGUGUGUUCUAAUAAGGCCGAACAUGAAAAGUGGGUUUUGCAAUAUAAAAAGAAAGUGAAAGGCGUUUUCAAUGAAGCUGAUUCGAUUUUUGAACAAUUGCGGCAAGAUAGUCAAGAAUACUCAAAGAAUUUGCUAACAAUGACCGGGAUCUCUUCGAAAUGUGGAAGCGACAGCAAUUUGAAUAAACAAGAAGCCGCAUUUAUGUACUCGCUAUUACUUCGCGACGUACUUAUCGGUAUGGAACAUGGCGAUGAUGCAAAACGAGAUAUGGUCGAAUUUUGCCGAGAGCAGUACAAGGACGACAAGAUGCAAAGACAAGUGGUUGAUGAAUUUGAUCGAGAGUAUGAUCGUGAUCAAUCAGUCUGGUGGUACACGCGAGAAUGUUUUCUCUACAAGAUGAUGAACAAAGCCCUGAGAUCACAAGACAUCGAUGUUCUCUAUAAGCUUAGAUUUUUCAUCAAGCAUCUUCAUAAUCAAUUGGCAGAAUUGCAUUCUCAGUCGAAUAACCAACCCAUGGUUCUGUAUCGUGGACAAGCAAUGUCAUCAGAACAAUUGAAUCAGAACUUGAAAGAGAAUGUCGGUGGUCUUCUGUCUGUCAGCGAAUUUUUGUCAACGACCGACGAUAAAUCUGUUGCAUUGUCAUUUGCUUCUCAAAAUUUGAAUCGGGCACAGAUCGCUGCCGUUUUCUUUGAAAUAGAAAUAGAUCCGACAAUAAAACCGAAUCCGUUUGCGAAUAUUCAACAGCAGAGCUUUUUCAAGACAGAAAGUGAAAUUCUAUUUUCAAUGGGAUCUGUGUUUCGAAUCAAAUCAAUGGUACAGGCCAGCAGUGGUAUGUGGAAUGUUACUCUGCAAUUCACAGGCGUAGAAGAUCAACAGUUGAGAACAUUAAGGGAUUACAUCACACGACAAAUACGUGAAAGAGAUGAUUUGUACACUUUGGGCAAGCUGAUGAUCGAAAUGGGGGAGUGGGAGCGAGCUAAAACGUUUUAUCGAUUAAUACUUAAAGAGAUAUCCGCGGGGAAGAAUCUUCAUUAUAUUGCUCCUAUUUACAACAGCCUAGCAAAGUCUUGCAUGGAGAAAGGUGCCUACAGAAAAGCGUGGAAAUAUUAUGCAAAGGCAUUGAUGAUCAAAAGAGCGAUUAUUCCGCCGGAUGAUACACAAAUUGCAAAGAUACUGAACAACAUUGGCUUAAUUGAAAAAUAUCAAGGCCACUAUUCGGAGGCGUUGAAAACGUACAACAAGGUACUUGAAAUUUUCUUACGCACUCUCCCACCAAAUCAUCGUUAUUUGGCAGUAGCAUACAACAACAUUGGUUUGGUUCACCAAGAUCAGGGUGAUUAUCCGGAGGCAUUAAAAAUGUAUAAUAUGGCUCAUGAAAUUUAUUCGAGCUCUCUUUCACCCAGUGAUCCUGAUUUGGCCGUAACGUACAGCAACAUUGGUUUUGCUCUUCAAGCUCAAGGUGAUCAUUCCGCGGCAUUAGAAAUGUUUGCGAAAUCACUUGAAAUUGAUUUGAGUUGUCUUCCACCAAACCAUCCUGAUUUGGCUAGGACGUACAGGAACAUUGGUUUUGGUCGUAAGGCUCAAGGUGAUUAUUCAGAGGCAUUAAAUAUGUAUAAUAAAGCUCAUGAAAUUUAUUUGAGCUCUCGUCCACCAAAACAUCCUGACUUAAUCGCAACAUACAACGAAAUUGGUGGAGUUCACAAAGCUAGAGGCGAUUAUUCCAAAGCAAUCAUAAUGUUCGAGAAGACACUUGGAAUUUUAAAUUCUUCUCUUCCACCAAACUACCUUGAUUGUGCCAAGGCAUACAAUAACUUUGGGGAGGUUCGCCAAGCUCAAGGUGAUUAUGGUGAGGCAUUAAAAAUGUACAACAAGGCACUAGACAAUUUUCUGUAUUCUUUACCAUCCAAUCACCCCGAUAUGGCCAUGGUUUACAACAACAUUGGUCUGGUUCACUAUGAGCUUGGUGCUUACACUCAGGCAUUAGAAAUGUAUGAAAAGACACGUCAAAUUUUAUUCACUAUUCUUCCAUCAGACCAUCUUGAUUUGGGAAUGGUUUACAACAACUUUGGUGAAGUUCACCAUGCCCAAGGUGAUUAUGCCACGGCAUUAGAAAUGUACAACAAGGCGCAUGAAAUUUAUUCAGCUUCAGUUCCACCAACUCACCCUGAUUUGGGUAUGGUUCACAACAACUUUGGUAAGCUUCACCAAGCUCAAGGUGAUUAUGCCGUGGCAUUAAAAAUGUACAACAAGGCGCAUGAAAUUUAUUCGGCUUCACUUCCACCAAAUCAUUGUUAUCUGGCGACCACGUACAAUAACAUGGGAAGUGUCUUCAAAGCGCAAGGCGAAUUUUUGCAGGCAUUAGAAGUCUUAAAAAAGGCACAUGAAAUUUAUUCAGCUUCAGUUCCACCAACUCACCCUGAUUUGGCUAAGGUUUACAACAACUUUGGUGAGAUUUACCAAGCUCAAGGCGAUUAUUCUGAGGCAUUGAAAGUGUUAAAAAUGGCACAUGAAAUUUAUUCGACUUCACUUCCUUCAAAUCAUCCUAAUAUAGUCACUGUACAUAACAACAUUGUUGCGGCAUUAUCAGAUCAAACCAAAUCUGCGGAAGCUAGAGAUGAGUAUAGCAGUUGCAUUAUUCUAUGA